GGUCAAGCAAUCUAAGUCCUCUUCUGGGUCCGCGGAGGACUUCAAGGAGGUGCAGAGGACGACAAGGAAGGGCUGGGGCUGACACAUGUGCCCAUGGUGGCCGCACUGGAGUAUCUCAAGUUGGCGGUAUGUAUGUCACACACACACCUCCCUCCCCGCACACCGCACCGAUGGUUGCAUGGCAUGCAUUGAUCAUUGAUUGAUUGAUUGGUCUUGGUGUGGUGUGUGUGGAUUGAUUGCAUUCAAUCAACACAUCAGGUUGAUAGUGUGCAGCACCUCCAUGGCAUCCACUUUCUCAACAACGACCAGGAAGUCGACAACCGUAAGCCGCACACACACCCACUUACUGCACACACGCAUCGCAUCACCUGAUGACACACACGAGAAAUGCCAUGCGUGUGUAUCCGUAUCGUAUCUCCUUUCGUCCGUCCAUCCAUGUGUGUGUUCAGACCUGCUCCCCUUCACGGGCCCCAUGCGCGUCCAGCAAAGGCGACGUCAGCCGCGCCGAGCCCUUCAACCCGCCCCCCGACGGCAACCGCCGGUUCGUAGGCCGCAAGGCCUCCAUCCACGGCACCGUCAUGUACUCGUCGGCGGCGCGGCCGAGGGGCGGCGAAGGCUCGCCCAGGUACACACAUUCACACAUACACACAAUACACACACAUAUACACACAUCCCCGUGGAGUGAGUGGACAACCAUUCUGUCUGUCUGGCUGGCUGUCUGGCUGGCUGGCUGUCUGUCUGUGUGUCUGUCUGUCUGCAGCGAUGACAUCGAGGCGGCGCUCUGCACGGCCAUGAGGAUGCGCGCCAAGCUGCCCGCCGAGUGGUACGCCAAGGCCGAGGAGGUCACCGACGUGCUGGACCACCACUGGCACACGCAAGACAUCCCCGUGUGUGACGAGGUCUGCGAGGAAAUGAUCCAGACCCGACAGGCCGCUGUGGACAAGUGGCUGACCGAGCAGACCAACCAGAUGCCCGGUGAGUGGCGACGGACGUCUGAAACACCCAUCCAUCCAUCCAUCCAUCAUGUGUGUGUGUAAGAGGGAGGCGAGCUGCGCGAUGCCAUGGAUGUGCGGGGAUCGACGCUCCGCAUUGAGACUGGCUGUUCUCAGGAGGACGUCGACCGCAUCGCGAGCAUCCGUGCCGACCCUGCCCGCGCCCACAUCAUCAAGUCCGCCGAGGCCGACCCCGAGACCGAGGCCGACCUCCACCACGUUGACAUGUGUAGCGGGUUGCACAAGGUGCUGUACCUGCAGGGCGGGGAGGUGAUGAACACCUAUGUGACAGCGGCCCGGCACGAGAUGCUGGAGGCCGCCCGCAGGGGGAAGGAGGGCGAGCCGGUGGGAGGAGAGCUCGACAGAGACACGACAAUGUCAGAUUGUCUUGCGUGUGUGGUGGUAUUGUGUGCUUGUAGGUGCAUUGCUGCUUACAUUUUAUAUUAUCAGUGAACUUGUCAAUCUGCCUCCAUCGUGCCGACGUUUGCCUGAGAAGGUGCCGGGAGAGACCGAGAGAUAUCUUUCCUUUGUCAUUGUGUCUCAAUUUCAUUUCAGGUGUGCCGGCGAUCCAUCGCCGCCUGCAUUUUAUAUUCGCGAAUUCCUUCAUCCACCUCCACAUGUGCAGCCAGCAGCGUCAUUCCUGGACUCCUUGGUUCGUCAGGGAGAGGCGGAAAGGCUGCAGCGCGUCAGCAGCGGCCAGCAGGCACGACACACAUACACACAGGCAGCACCAGCAGCAGGCAGCCAGCAGCAGCGGCAUGGAGGAGGACACGGACGACCAGCACUUCCAAGUGCUCGGUGUGAGUAGGGACGCCGACCUUGCCACCAUCACGGCAGCAUACCGACACCUGGGUAACCGACAGGGAAGUAUGCAUGCAUUCUGUCAUAUCCAUCCUUGGUCUCCCGCCUUGUUUUGUUGGUUUCGUCAGCGCUCCUCCGGCACCCGGACAAGCCUGGCGGCACCACGUGAGCAAGAGCAGGCACAGACACUCACGUGUCCUCACCUCGGUGGAUCUAUUUGAUCAGGCAAGCGUUUCAGCAGCUGUUGAGGGUUCGCCGGGAGGAGCUGUUGUGGUGGCAGGAGGCCAACAACGACGAGCCGGUACGCACACGCACACACACUGCCCGACGAGUGGGCCGUGCCGUGACGGGAUGUAUGUGUGUGAGGGGUCUUGAGAGAGAGAGAAAGAGAGGAGAGCGGAAUCAUGUGUUCACCAUGUUCACCAUGUUCACCAUGGUGCAUGCCUCGUACUACCUGGCUGUUUUGCAUUUGUCGCCAUUAUGAGUUUCCGCCCAACGAGGGCCGUGAGUGUGAUGAUGUGUCCGUCUGUGUGCGCGGGGUCUUUUUCGAGAAAGAAGCGCAUGCAAUCAAUAUACCCAGAGAGAGAGGGAGAGGGGG
Messenger RNA from Vitrella brassicaformis, 2391 nucleotides. Lineage: Eukaryota; Vitrellaceae. The record is from the annotation of a GenBank genome assembly.